AUGCUACCGCCAGUAGAAGACGCCGUGCUGCAGAACAACCCCGAGUUCGCUGCCCUCUACAGCACUCUCUGCACCGUGGUCCUGAACCCUGACGGCACGACUAAGGACGACAAGAGUCAGGUUGCCAUCGAGAGGGAUGCCGUUCGCCAGGUGCAAUCAACCAAGCCCAACUGUCCCCAGGCCGUCUCCGCCGCGGUGCCUCCUGAGCCCGCCAGGCCAUCUGCAAGAACCGCCAACAAGGCGGCGCCGCAGUCACCAGAACUACCAGAGCCUCUUUUGGAUCUGCUGUUGCUCCUCCCACCGCUUCUUACAAGUCCAGAGGAGCUCCCAGCCGAGACCCUUCAACUGUUACUGUCAAACCCUCCCUUUUCGUCCCUGGAGGAGCUCAUCCCCGACCUUGCAAGCCUCGUCUCCUCCAACCUCCAGUCCUCGGCUGUCCAGAUCUCCCGGGCAGCUUUUCCUGCCACAAAUCCAUCCUUCGUUCAUCGCCAUGUCCCCUCUCUUGCGCGCCGCAUGGCCGAGCUGUCGUCAGAUCUCGAGCAACGGUCCGACUCCUUGGCCGGGGCUCGCCAGUCCGCAGCUAAUGCCCUAGCUCAGCUGCUUCAGAAGCACACCGAGGCACUGACUCUGCUCAUCCGCUCGCUCGAGGCAAAACACGGCGGCAUAGCUCGGUCUCUCGAGCACCGUGCCGCCGAUGUCUCUCUUGAGGCUCAGCUCGGCCAAGUCAACGCUGAGACAGCCUUGUGGAAUGUUAGAAAGGACGUCUAUAGCUCCGAAGUUCGCGAGGCUUUGAGAAACUACUCUCUUCACUUGCGCGAUGGGCAGUUGAGGCUUCGGGAAGCGAUGAGGACGGCCCAAGUUGAGCUUGAAGACUAUGGCGUUGCUGUAGAUGGCCGCACCGGUGAUCCACGGAAGGAGCGCGCACUGCGGGAGGCCGCGAGGGCUUACAGAGAAACCCGGAGGCAGAUAGAGGAUGCCCACAGUGAUCUGAGCCGCCUGCGUUGA
Messenger RNA from Diaporthe amygdali, 1005 nucleotides. RefSeq lists its product as uncharacterized. Gene Ontology annotation, molecular function: nucleic acid binding; methyltransferase activity. NCBI's taxonomy places the organism in Eukaryota, Fungi, Ascomycota, Sordariomycetes, Diaporthales, Diaporthaceae. The record is from RefSeq and is a predicted model, not a curated record. The transcript has 2 exons. Gene Ontology annotation, biological process: methylation. The coding region runs from base 1 to 1005 and encodes 334 amino acids.